AUGUCCUCCUCUGAAAGCCACUACAUUGCUCCCGAUGCAGCUGCAUCAUUCGCUAAGGCCGUGCUGGUCAAAGGCGGCCUGUCUGAAGAUGACGCCCAAAUGAUGGCCAAUUGCUUGGUUCAGGCCGAUGUGCGCGGCGUGGGCACCCACGGGCUGAUGCGCCUUGAGCAAUAUCUGGCCCGUGUCACAUCCAAGCUCGUCAACCCGAGCCCCUCCAUCAAGGUCGACGAAAAGACCCCUGUCGCCGCCCAUCUUGACGGCGACAAUGGUUUCGGCUUCAUCGUUGCCACUCGCGGCAUGCAGGAAGCAAUCAAUCGCGCAAAGACCUACGGUAUUGGCAUCGUCACAGCCAACCAUUCCAACCAUUUCGGCAUGGCCGCCACCUAUGUCUUGCAGGCUCUGCAAGAAGGCAUGAUCUCCCUCGUCUUCACCAAUUCUGCUCGCCAAAUGGCCCCCUUCGGCGGCAAGGAAACCCUGCUGGGAAUUUCUCCCUUCGCUGCUGGAGCUCCCUCCAAGGAUGAGGUCCCCUACAUCCUCGACAUGGCCCCCUCCGUCGUUGCAAAGGGAAAGAUCCGUCGCGCUGCUCUCCGCGGCGAGGACAUUCCCCUGGGCUGGGCUAUGGACGCCGACGGCAAUCCUACCACCAACUCCAAGGAGGCCUUGAACGGAAUGAUGGCUCCUAUCGGUGGGCCAAAGGGCUCUGGAAUCGCCAUCCUUAUGGAUGUCAUGUCGGGCGUUCUCUCAGGCGCUGCUUUUGGUGGAGAGGUCGGUGACCAGUACAAGGAAGCAAGGCCUCAGAAUGUCGGCCAUUGCUUUAUUGCCAUCAAGCCUGAUAUUUUCAUGUCGUCCGAUGAUUUCCGCUCGCGCAUGGACGUCUUGGCCCAGCGCGUUCACGCUGUUCCUCCGGCCCCCGGAUUCUCUGAGGUUCUCUUUCCAGGUGAGCCAGAACACAGGCUCUCCCAGCAGCGAACUCGUCAGGGAAUUCCAUUUGCCGACGCAGACAUCAAAAUGUUCAAGGAUAUGGCCGCCAAGCUGGACGUGCCCUUACCCCCUAUUUCAUCCUCGCCCUUGGAUGGUUGA
Lasiodiplodia theobromae is the source of this 1080-nucleotide messenger RNA. RefSeq names its product Malate/L-lactate dehydrogenase. Gene Ontology annotation, molecular function: oxidoreductase activity. The transcript has 3 exons. The record is from RefSeq and is a predicted model, not a curated record. Lineage: Eukaryota; Fungi; Ascomycota; Dothideomycetes; Botryosphaeriales; Botryosphaeriaceae. Bases 1 to 1080 code for a protein of 359 amino acids.